AGGGCACUGUGGCGAUAACAUUCUUUGACAGAGGUAUACCACAAUCGGACUAAUUCUGGAGAGAUCUAAUUAUCUUUAGACGGUUGUUUCCUGUUCCAAGCAUGAUUUUCGUACUAAUUGUUAUUGCUGAGGUGUUAUGCGUACUAGCCGUGGUAUUGGUCGGUGUCUGGAUGGGCGUGUACCGAGGGGGCGUGGCUUGGGACGGUACCACCUCCGAAUUCAACCUUCAUCCAAUCAUGAUGACGCUCGGUCUCAUUGUCUUCAAUGGCAACGCUCUGAUGCUCUACCGUGCCUGUCGGGAAACGCCAAAAGCGUGGGUCAAAGCGGCUCAUGUAAUCUUUCACUGUCUGGCCCUUUUCUGCGCAUGCCUGGCCCUGGUGGCGGUAUGGCAGUACCACAACGCCAAUGGUAUACCGAACGUUUACUCCAUCCAUAGCUGGAUCGGGAUAACGGUCUUCAUAAUGUACGUCAUUCAGUGGUUCAUCGGGCUAUCCAUAUUCGCAUUUCCAUGUGCAAGUCUACAGCAUCGAGAUAGGUACAAGCCUCUCCAUGUAUUCUUUGGUGUCUUUCUGUUCGGCGGUGCGUGUGCUACUGCCCUCAUCGGCAUUGAAGACAAACUGAUGCUGGCAAUAUCAACAACGUAUUCCUCGCGUCCACCAGAAGCCUAUGUGGCCAACUUCCUAGGUUUGGUCAUCCUCUUUCUGGCAGCAGUCGUGACCUUCGUUGUGACCUUUGCCCCUUGGAAGCGACCUGAUGACAUCCAGUCGGAAUGGCAGCCUAUCGUGUCCUCUACUCCCGCCAGAGAUUUGAACCUCCAACCUUCUGAUAUUUAAAUACCUGUACACAGCAAUAACUGUGGUUACUAACCUGUGUACGACACCGGCAAUUUUACUAUGGUGUUAAAUCAACACUGUUCAACAUCCAGGGCCUUGGGAACGAUUUUUUUUAACUCGGAGUGCUUAAUGUAAAUUUGGAAAAAGAAGAUUUUCACUGCAAAAUGGAGUUCAAAUUAGUCCCGAUAAAUUUAAAGAAAAAGUGUUUCACUGCAAAAUGAAGGUCAUUUUGGUAAUUUUUUUUUUACACAUCUCCCAAAUACCUGGGGGUGCUGCCUAUAGAGAAUAUUACACACAUAACCCUCAAGGAUUUUUUUUUUUGGGGGGAUGGGAUGCUUCAGAACCCCCUUAACUCCAGCUUCCCAGGGCCAUGUCAACAUCUAUGUGUGUUAUUACAACACCUUCGGUUGAGAACUCAAACUACACUGAGCCUGAAUACAACUUAAUUCAGGUUGAGAUUAUUUUUUAUAGAUCAGAACUUCUUAGAAAAUCCCUGCAUUUCCCGUAAAUGGAGUUAUUCCGACAUCACUCACUGCAUUGUCAACACAGAGAUGUAAAAGAUGACACCAUUUGGACCUCACCCGGGGAACGUUCAUGAACAUUUUCAUCCGACAAGUUGUCGGAUCUGACAACUUUCCUUGAUUCUGAUUGGCUGAGAUGCACUGUUCCUAUGGUAACUGUCGGAUAAAAUGGGACUUGUCGAAUAAAACGUCUGACAAGUCCUUUCACGAAACGCCCCCCCCCCCUGGAGGUGUUCAAAUUACAUCCUAGAGAUUGAACAUGACACUACAGAGUGUAAAGUUAACAACCAAAUGUGUUGAAAUAACACCCAUAGGUGUUAAAAUAACACGAACAGAGUAAAGUGGCUGAUGUUCGCAUAGGGGACACCAAUCAACACCAAAAAAAAUUUGGUGUGUAUAUUCAAUCUACAAACAAAACAGAAAUGAAACAUUUAGUGUUAUCUGUAGAAAAAAGCAUAUUUUAUUUUUUGUUCACAGUGUAAAGCAUGAAAUUGUCUUGAAGCUUUAUCAAAUGAAACAUAGAAAGUAAGUAAAAUGGCUUUGCAAACAUCAAUUCAUUUUUUGACACGUUUGAUAUUCGGAUCAUAUAAAAUUCAAUACACUAACACUGAACGUGAACGUAAUUCUAGCCACUGUAACACAGAACAAUGUAAUUGAUCACAUGGCCGAUGUUUACAACUGAUUGUAUUGAUCAUUAUGUGUGGUUCGGGUGUGGGAUCAGUCGUGCAAACCAACUUUACGAUCAAUCACUAAGCUUUGCCUUAUGGGCAGAAAAUGAAUGAUUUCAUUCACUCCUUUUCCAUAAAUUCUCAUGACGUACCACAAAGCUAUAUGUAAAGUUCCACUUCGAGUAUUCUAAUUUGGAAAAGAAGGGGAUAUAUAGGAAUUCUUGAUCAUAUGCCCAUCUACAAAAAUAAUACUGCUCGUUCAGUCGUGACAUAUAGAACUAACAAUGAAAAUGUUAUCUUAUUAUCAUUCAUCAAACUAAAAAAUUGAUGAAAUUUUGUUUUUUAGACAAAAACGUCUCUACACAUAUUCACACUAAAAACCAUUUAAUAUCUACAGAUUUUGUCCAUUAAAUCAACAAUAACACCGACUACAUUACACUGAUAUAUAUAUUACACUAUAUCCUAUACUACAAAAAGAAUGGACGUUUGUAAAUAAUACUAUGAAGCAAAGUAAAUUGUCCAAUUUUUAUCUAUCAAAAUUUACCAGUUUAAAAAAAAAAGGAUUAUAAGCAUGCUACUAAUGCUACUGCAUGUAUACAUUCUACUAAUACUUGUUUUGUAUAUACAUUUAUGACAACUAUUAUAACUCAUGUAAUCACUUUUUUCUAAUAUCUAUACUUUUUCUAAUAUAUCUAGAAUUUUUAACCAGCAUAAAAUAUUGAUAAAAUAUGAAUCUACCAACUGUUGGAUAAUAUAUCGCAUGCAAAAUGAAUUGGGAUUUGUUUAACCAACAAUUGGUUAAUUCAUAUUCUAACUAACUUUUGGUUAUGUAUAGGUUUAUAGACAAUUUAAGACACAGAUUUCUAACGAAACAUACACUUUAAAUAAUAUGUAUCAAAAGUAGAAAAUAAGGUAUGUAUAUAUACAUGUAUAUUAUAUUCAUAUACUUAAGAUAAUAUAUUCACGCUUUUUUUGGAAUAAGCCAAUAAUUGAAAGCACAAUUUUGCACAUAAAUAAAUUGAGCAAAUUAAUCAUAAUUAUAUAAGAUUAAGGCAUCCAAAAACGAUGUUUCAACUACCAAACUAUAUAUUUGCUAACUCAAAGUAGCACAUAAGAUUAAAAAAAACAUCUUGAAUUAAUUUAUCAUGAACAUGUGCAAACUUUAUGUAUAUGUCUAGCAAUAUGUAUGUUCUAAAAGCAAUACAAUAACAGACACAUAACUGGAAAAAAAUAAAAGGAUCCCUACGUUACCUUAUUCUCCUUCGAAUUCUUCAUUCUAAAACACUUAAAGCCAGAUUCGCCUAUAUAAUGUUCUGUGUUUUAUCAGCAUCAAAACAUUCCAGUGAAGUGAUUCGAGACUUUAAGGACGUUCCACAGUUAAAAUGAAGUCCAUGUCAUUUUCACCAAAUUUUGCAGAGAGUUACUUUGGUAUUUAUGCAUUAUGAAAAUGCAAAAAAUAAUAUAGGUUCAUGUGCUUAUUUUUUUUCUACGGGUCUUAAAAGUCGCCGUAUUUGAAUGAUAUGCAAUCUUGCGCAAUUUAAGAGAAUUUUGCCUCUCUUAGACCUCACGAAUUCACCAAAUGAGUUUAAAUCAUCUUCACUCAGCGGAUAUCGCAUCAAACUUCAUCAAAUUUUCAAGAUAUAUAACAAAGUGUAUACCAAAGUAAGAGAAAGCCUUUUAAUUGGUAAAACUAUAUCUAUCUGGAGUCAGCAGCGCCCUCAUUUGGCAAGAAUGGUGCAAAAACUCGGAAAAAGCAAAUCUUCAAAGACGUGAAUCUACUCAAAAAUUUAAAAAGUAUUUUGUAAGCUGCACUUUUUUCAAAAUCCAUGUCAUUUUCAUCAAAUUCUGCUAAUUUGUAGAGGAAUGCAUAUCGAAGGUGUAGGGAAGUUAAAAAUAUGGGGUCCAUGUGCUCGUUUUUUAACUAUGAGUGUCCAAAGUGAUGCGAGUUGGCAUCGAAAUCGCCGAAAAUGCGCCCAAAAACGUGCAAAAGUCUAAUAAUAUCGUCUAAAAUGCGAAUGGUUCCGUAGUUUUGCUCCCAAACACUCAAAAUCCAUGUCAUUUUCAUCAUACUCUCUAGAUUUGUAGAAGAAUAUAUUCUGAAGACAUUAAAAUAUCAAAAAUAUGGGGUCUAUGUGCUCGUUUUUAAACUAUCAGUGUCCAAAUUGUUGCGAGUUGGCUUGAAAAUAUUGAAAUGCACCUAAAAUGCGCCGAAAACGUGCAGAAGUCUAUACCCUCUAAAAUGCAAAUGGUUCCGUAGUUUUGCUCCCUAACAUUCAAAAUCCAUGUCAUUUUCAUCAUACUCUCUAGAUUUGUAGAAGAAUAUAUUCUAAAGACAUUAGAAUAUUAAAAAUAUGGGGUCUAUGUGCUCGUUUUUAAACUAUCAGUGUCUAAACUGUUGCGAGUUGGCUUGAAACAGCCCAAAAUGCGCCGAAAACAAGCACAAGUCUUAUAAUACCGUCCGAAAUGUCUAAAAUACGAAUGAUUCCGUAGUUCUGCUCCCAAACACUCAAAAUCCAUGUCAUUUUCAUCAUACUUUCUAGAUUUGCAGAGAAAUAUAUUCCGAUGACGUUAACAUAUUAAAAACAUGGGGUCCAUGGGCUCGUUUUUAAACUAUCAGUGUCCAAAUCAUUGCGGGUUGGCUUGAAACAGCCCAAAAUGCGCCGAAAACAAGCAAAAGUCUGUUAAUACCGUCUAAAAUGCGAAUGGUUCCGUAGUCUUGCUCCCAAACAUUGAAAAUCCAUGUCAUUUUCAUUAUACUUUGCACAUAGAUACUUUAGCACCUGAAUAUUUCAAAUAUACAAAAAUUUACAUGGGUCCAUGUGCUUGAUUUUUUGCUAUAGAGCUUCAAAGUUAACCCAAAAUGGAUGAUGUUCUUGAUAAUUGCGCAUCCAAAAGAAUUUGGCAUUUUUAGACCUCAUGAGAUCACAACAAUGAGUUUAAAGCUCUAUUAAUCAGUCAAAAUCUAUAAAGAUUUCAUCAAAUUUUGCAAUAUGAUUAAUAAUUGUAUCCGUAAGAUUGAUAAUUGAUUUAUAUUGCUGUCAAUUGUUUGCUCAUUGAAGUUUAACAACACUCUCAGUUCUUAGAAAUUGCGGGAAAGAUACUCAACCUCAAACAUUUCAAAUUUCAAUAACAAACUUGAGAAGUAAAAGAAAUGCUGCACUUUAUUCAAAACCCAUGUCAUUUUCACAAAACUUUGCAAAGUUGUAAAGGAAGGUAUACCUAAGAGGUGCAAACAUUAAAAAAUAUGGGUUAAUGUGCUUGUUUUCAAACUAUCAGCACUCUUAUUAGAGCAAAUUUGCUUCUUAAAACACCCGAAAACGCGCCAAAAGCUUUGUAUAUAAUUAUGUGAGGAAAAAUUCCGAACCACUUUUCCAUUUAUUCAAACUCGGGGUCAUAUUCAUGAUACUUUGCGGCACUUCAGACAAACUAUUUUGAAAUUGUAGAGGAAUAACAAAAAUGGUCCAUGGAAUAAUUCCAGUUUAUUAGCUUCAUAAAAUAAAACAUCGGAUCUGCAGUUAGUAAAGAUAAGGAGAAAAAUCAGCUCACAGUACAGCUGAUUAAUCACCAGUUCAUCCAUUGUGACGUCAGCGCGCAGAGUGUAAAAUAUGCGCAGAUCAUGAUGCGCACAAACAUAACUGUGGAACGUCCUUAAGCUUCAUGGGAGUCACUGGGACCUAAAGGUCCAUCACUCAAAACCAACCAUAAGUUAUAUAUUCACGCAUGACGUAUGGAAAAUCAAAGUGUGUUUGAUGUUUAGAGGUGAGUUUUCUUGACAUUCUUUCGUAAAUGAAUCCCAAGGUUCAAUAACAUAAUUUGACAAGAAUGUGAGUAGAGAUGACAACGAAUUUAGUUAAUUAUUUUUUCGGUAACCUCAAAUUAAGCUCGGUCGAUUCACUUCCUCGUAUUCCUGAAUGUUGUGCUUGUGUACACCACCCCGAAAUAAAAUCUGCAAACGGUUA
This is a messenger RNA of Lytechinus pictus (painted urchin), 5981 nucleotides long. RefSeq names its product transmembrane ascorbate-dependent reductase CYB561-like. The record is from RefSeq and is a predicted model, not a curated record. NCBI's taxonomy places the organism in Eukaryota, Metazoa, Echinodermata, Echinoidea, Temnopleuroida, Toxopneustidae. Gene Ontology annotation, molecular function: oxidoreductase activity. The transcript has 5 exons. The coding region runs from base 102 to 833 and encodes 243 amino acids.